Molecule: messenger RNA, 948 nt
Organism: Rhinocladiella mackenziei CBS 650.93
Lineage: Eukaryota; Fungi; Ascomycota; Eurotiomycetes; Chaetothyriales; Herpotrichiellaceae
Exons: 1
Coding region: 1-948 (315 amino acids)
Cellular component (GO): membrane
Molecular function (GO): palmitoyl-(protein) hydrolase activity
Source: RefSeq, a predicted model, not a curated record
AUGGGUGUCACGCUGUCAUAUUUACGAAUACCUGUCUUCAUGACCUCUGGCCUCGCCGCUCUAGGAAGCGGUUUUCUCUACUUCAAACAAAACGACCUCAUCUAUCCCGCAAAUCUCCCUGCCGGAUCGAGAACCAACGUACCGACUCCCGAACAGUUUCAUCUUAAGCAAGCCGAAUCGAUAAAGUUUCCUACCCCCGACGGCGAGACGCUCCACGGCUAUCUCUUGCGACCUCCAACGCCUUCCCUAAAAAAAAACAUCACACUUUUGACGUUCCAUGGAAACGCUGGUAAUGUCGGUCAUCGGCUUCCCAUAGGCAAGGUCUUGUCCGAGAGCUUGGGUUGCCAUGUGUUCAUGGUCGAAUAUCGAGGCUACGGCUUGUCUACCGGGUCGCCAGACGAGGACGGACUGUCUAUCGACGGACAGACAGCUCUGGAUUUUGUGCGAAACCAUGAAGAGUUGAGAAAGACCAACAUCGUACUGUAUGGCCAAAGCCUGGGUGGGGCUGUUGCGAUCAAACUUCUGCAAGCUAACGAGCGAGUCGGUGAUAUUGCGGCCGUGAUUUUGGAGAACACCUUCUUGUCCAUUCGCAAGCUGAUCCCCACGGUCAUGCCACCAGCCAAGUAUCUCGUACCGCUCUGCCAUCAAUGUUGGAACUCAGAGGAAUCCCUGGCAAAAGUGUCGGACCUAGAUAUCCCCAUCCUGUUUCUUUCUGGCCUUCGGGAUGAGAUUGUGCCUCCGGCAAUGAUGAAGGCUCUGCACGAUCAAUGUCCCACGAGGAAAGUGUGGAAAGAAUUCCCGAAUGGGGACCAUAACUCGACCGUUGCGGAGCCGGGGUACUUCGAUGCUAUUUGGGACUUCCUCGUUCAGGACGUACUAAGAGGCGCACGUCAAAAUAGCCUGAAGAGAGGUGAUGUUGACGUCGACCGGGACGAGUUAUGGGGCUGA